This is a messenger RNA of Tupaia belangeri chinensis (Chinese tree shrew), 1136 nucleotides long. RefSeq names its product proline rich 3 (gene PRR3). The annotation marks the transcript as partial. The transcript is spliced from 3 exons. Gene Ontology annotation, molecular function: metal ion binding; RNA binding. Lineage: Eukaryota; Metazoa; Chordata; Mammalia; Scandentia; Tupaiidae. The record is from RefSeq and is a predicted model, not a curated record.
AUCCAUCUGAGGACCGUAUUUUCCUGUCUGCUCCUAGGACCACCCAGCCUUCUGGGCCCUCCCCCCAUGGCCAAUGGAAAGCCUGGUGACCCUAGGUCAGCUUUUUACCGAGGUCCUCUAGGACCGAGGGGACUGAUGAUCCCACCACUGCUGAGUCUCCCACCUCCUCCCCGAGGAAGAGGUCCACUUCGGGGAGACCCCGGGCCCAGGUCUGGCCUAUAUGGUUGUGGUUGGUGGGGAAUCAAUGCAGAACUUCCUUUUCCGGGCCCUGGCUAUGGGAGCCCCUCCAGGGGAAGUUUUCACAAAGAGCAGCGAAACCCUCGAAGGCUCAAAAGCUGGUCUCUUAUCAGGAAUACCUGCCCUCCCAAGGACGGCCCCCAGGUCAUGGAAGACAAACCUGCCCGCCCCUUCUGCCGACACUUCGCCAAAAAGGGCCACUGUCGCUAUGAGGACCUCUGUGCCUUCUACCACCCGGGCGUCAACGGACCCCCUCUGUGAGCCUGUGCCUUCCUGUCCGCUGGAAGGAGCGCUCUGACCUCGUGGCCACGGACCCCUCCGCCUGUGGUAGCCACUGUGAGUGACAUACUCAGCCUCGGCUGCCGCCACCCCACUUGGAGUGCAGAGCUGUCCCUCACUGCUGCAGCGCGCACACUCUGAUCCGGACUCCGGAGACUCCUUUGGGACCCACCUUGGCGCCCUCCAACCCCUCCUGGAUCUCCACUCCCUCACCAGGUGGCGCUACCAGGGGGCCUCUUUGGUGCUGUUUCUUGUGCAUCCGUUCGCCCACCCCGGUAUCGCCCGCCAUUCCUGAGAGCCCUGGAGCCGUUGCCUACCGUUCCCUCAGAGCUACUGAAGUCCUUUUUGUGUGACACUCCCUACCCUGGGUGUUGUCAGCCGCUCGUGAGACUCGCCAGGGUGUCUGAGCUGGGUCAGGUGUGGGUGAUCUGGAAUUACCUCCUGAGAGGCCGCUCUCCCUGGCAGCAUGAUCCCACGGCUGUGGUCUGCGUCACUGUGCUUUGUGGACUGCAACCCCUCGUAGCCUUCCUCGGUGUCGUGGCAUUGUUGUGACUUCCAGCACUGGCGUAAGCUUUCCUGCCAAAACAAGGGAGGCUCGGUGCCCUCUGGACUUCCCCGCC